Dromiciops gliroides (monito del monte) is the source of this 3722-nucleotide messenger RNA. RefSeq names its product zinc finger protein 48 (gene ZNF48). Gene Ontology annotation, molecular function: DNA-binding transcription factor activity, RNA polymerase II-specific; RNA polymerase II cis-regulatory region sequence-specific DNA binding. The record is from RefSeq and is a predicted model, not a curated record. Bases 1088 to 2974 code for a protein of 628 amino acids. The transcript is spliced from 3 exons. NCBI's taxonomy places the organism in Eukaryota, Metazoa, Chordata, Mammalia, Microbiotheria, Microbiotheriidae. Gene Ontology annotation, biological process: regulation of cytokine production; regulation of immune system process; negative regulation of transcription by RNA polymerase II.
CAGUCUCUGUCUCCUCCCUUUGUCUGUCUCUGCCCAGCCUCUCCUUCCCUCGGGUCUCUAGUUUUUCCGACUGGCUUCUCUGUCUCCGUCUCCCUCUCCUUCUGUCUCGACCCUGCCUGCCUGCCUCCUUUUUCCUAGGGUCUCAGUCGGUCUGUCCGUCCGGAUCCCUCGGCUCCGAGCCCCACCCCCUUCCUCUGAUCCCAGGUCCCCGUCUCUCGUCGGCUUUCUUUGUCUCGGUCCCCCUCCCUUUCCCCUCUUAUCUCCCGCUCCCCAUCCUUAUCUCCCUCCAUUCUCCUCCCCUUCCCUCCCCCACUUUCCCUAUCUCUGAGUCUCAGUCUCCUCUCUCUUUCCUCCCAGUUUCCCGGGCUGUCUCCCUCUCCCUUGCUCUCCCUGUCUCUCUCCCGUGUCUCUGCUUCUCUCUCUCCCUGGGUCAGGGUCUCUUGGCCCCGGCCUGCUUGCCGGUUCUCCUGGAGGGUCAGAGCCAGGCGGAGACCCAAGGAGAGUCUCCCACCCCCCACCCCUACCCCCGAGGCCGGCCGAGGCUGAACUCCUCCCCACCCCCUCCCCGUCCAGCUCCUGCUCCCGUGGUGCUGCUGCGAGAGUAAAUCGGUUAAUACCACCGAGUUCGGGCCACCACUCGGCGCCUAGAGGGGCCCCACGGCCGACGGAAGGCCAUUUUCGGACCCCUCCUUCCGCCAGGCCGGAUCGCAUCCUUAGCCACUCAGCUCAGCCGCCGGUCGGCUAACACCAACGAGACAGCUCGCCUCGCCCUUCUAGAGCGGCCCCAUCGCGGAGAGGAGGUCGCUUCCGCUUCCCGUCCCCGCCCCCACGCCUGGCUCUCAGCCUCCCGGACGCCUGGGUCCCUAGUUCCGUCCGCCCCACUCAGACCUCCGGGCCCCUGGGCCCAGCAGGGCGGCCCGUUCUCCGACUCCUGCUAGCUCUCCCCCCCAAUCCGGGGGCGGGGACCUGAAGGAGGGACAGCCCCUAGUUGGGGGCGGGGAGGGAAAACAAGGCAACGGGAUCGCCGGGGUCCGAGGGAGGACGCGAGGGAGCGCCCGGAGGCCACGCCGAGAAUAUCCUCCCUGGGAUGGAGCAAGGGGCUGAGCCAUGGGACCCAGAUCUUCAAGGCUCAGAGGAGAGAGAGCUCCUCAGAAGCACCCGAACAGGUGAAGGUAUGGGGAGUGAGAAUGAAGAUCACCCUCAUCACGAUGGGCUGAAUUUUGAGGAUGAUCCCCAACAGGUAUCUGGCCUGGGUUUCAAGGAAACUCAAGAUGUGGCCGUAGGCCGGGAUGAAGGAGAUAGCGCCAUCAAAUUAGAGCCAGAUGGGACCUGGGAAGAUAUAUGGGCAAGUGCAAGCCAUGGGAAACCCCGUUCUCGAGUUCCCAGACCUCUCUCAGAAACACGGAGGGCACAGGUAGGGGAGAGGGCACCUGUGUGUGGUGAAUGUGGGAAAAGCUUCCGGCAGAUGUCAGACCUGGUUAAACACCAGCGCACACAUACGGGUGAGAAGCCCUACAAGUGUGGGGUAUGUGGUAAGGGUUUUGGGGACAGCUCAGCACGCAUCAAGCACCAGCGAACACACAGUGGGGAAAAGCCAUACCGGCCCCGCCCACCAGCUCCAGGUCCCCCUCGGACUCCGAGACCUCGAAUCCCUGCUGGGGAGCGCCCCACCAUUUGUGGUGAAUGUGGCAAGAGCUUUCGGCAGAGUUCAGACCUGGUGAAACACCAGCGCACACACACAGGUGAGAAGCCAUACAAAUGUGCUGUCUGUGGCAAGGGCUUUGGGGACAGUUCAGCACGCAUCAAGCACCAGCGGACACACAGGGGUGAACGGCCUCCCCGCACAGUCUCAGCCCGGCGAGUGGCCCGGGCUCCUUCCUCCAUCCCACAGGGUUCAGCAGCUGGACCCAAGGACAAGCCCCACAUGUGUCCUGAGUGUGGGAAGCGCUUUGUGUUGAGCUGCAGCCUCCUGAGCCACCAGCGCAGCCACUUGGGGCCAAAACCGUUUGGAUGUGACGUGUGUGGAAAGGAGUUUGCCCGUGGAUCCGACCUUGUAAAGCACCUGCGUGUGCACACAGGUGAAAAGCCCUACCUGUGCCCAGAGUGUGGCAAGGGCUUUGCGGACAGCUCAGCCCGUGUCAAGCACCUUCGUACACACAGUGGUGAACGGCCCCAUGGCUGCCCCGAGUGUGGCCGAACCUUUAGCCUUGGUUCUACCCUCCUGCGACAUCGACUCACCCACCUGGAACCACAGGCCUUUGCGAUUCAUGGAUACCCUUUGGCUCCCCACAGCCCCAGCCCACCCCCCAACUCAAGUCCUCCACCGGUUCCCCAUGGCCCUAGUCCCCCACUUGUCCCACGUAGUCCUCCCCAUCCUGGGGAGGGCCCUUUUGGGCUCCCUGGUCUAGAACCAGAGCCAGAGGGCCCCCAGGUUGGAGAGCCGCCCCCGCCAGCAGUGGACAAGCCUCACAAGUGUCCUGAGUGUGGGAAGGGAUUCCGUCGAGGUUCAGACCUGGUAAAGCACCAUCGUGUGCACACGGGUGAAAAGCCCUACCUGUGCCCUGAGUGUGGAAAAGGCUUUGCUGACAGCUCAGCCCGUGUUAAGCACCUGCGCACCCAUCGAGGUGAACGGGCCCGCCCAGCACCAACCCCCCCAGCAGCCCUCCUUCGGCCCCACAAUCCUCCUGGCACAGCAGCCCCUGCUCCCCGGCCUCGGGGCAGACCUCCUGGCACAAGCCGGACUCAUACCUGUGGGUACUGUGGGAAAGAGUUCCCUCGAAGCUCAGACCUGGUGAAACAUCGGCGUACGCACACAGGAGAGAAACCCUACAAGUGUGCAGAGUGUGGCAAGGGCUUUGGAGACAGCUCAGCCCGCAUCAAGCACCAGCGUGGACAUCUGGCGCUACGGCCCUACGGAACAGGGCCCAACAGAGCUCGGCCCCCCAAGGCAGAGCUGGGGACUGGACUAGAAUGAUGGAGCCAGAGGGAUGGGUCCAGAAGGGGGAUGGGAGGGAAUCUGCUGUUGCCUGAGGUAGGGAGUAAGGGAAGUGAUAACCAGAGGGGGAAAGGAGAGGCAGGAGGCAGAGAGCCAGAGAAGAGGAGGUCAGGGAAUGUAGGGCUUCUCCAGCUCCAAGCCUCCACCAUUCCCCGCUGGUGACAUCAGGGCUCCCAUUAACACUGCCGGGGGGAAGACCAGUGUGGGUACUGUCUUCCAUGCCAGCUGGGGCUUUGACUUCUAUUUCAGGGCUUUUCCUCUGAACUGGUUAUCCGGGGACAGAAUUAGACUAGUGUUCCAUGAAGCCAGACCAAUCCUUGGGUGGGCCAGUGUACUUGGCCCACCCUCCCCAAUCAGCCACCAUGCAACCUCAUGACUUUAGGUGAGAAGGGGACCUGACAAGAUUGUGGAAUAUAGUAGUACCAUUCUAUACCCUGUGAUUUGAGAAACCACACAUGCCAUGCCCUGCUGCUGAUGGUUCUGUAGAGUCAUUUUCGUGUACAUGAUGAUGGGUAGCAGUGUCCAGUCUUCAGUUCCUCAGGACUGCAGAAGGGGCCAGGUGGCUGUGGGUGGAGAAAGCAGGGGAGAGGCCUAGCAAUGUGAAUGAACCUUCAAGGAGAACUUUUUUUCCAUCCCCCCUCUUCCCCCCAAAAAAGAGGCUAGGUAGGCAAUAAGGGUUUUAUCUCUGGGAUCUCUGUUGACACUAUCUCAUCUCCAAUAAACUGUC